GCGACGUCUUGGGCUGCAUGCUUUUUGGCGGGGCGCAGCUCUAGGUUCCGGGUUGUCGUGGCGACGCUCAGGGGCGUAGUGGUGGAGCUGACGGGCGGCGAUAAUGACAAAAUGGCCGCCGGUCGCUACUCCGCCAGGUUGCGUCCAGAACAACGGCAGCGCAGCAGCACACGGAGACGGCCUGCUGCUUUUGGGGCCUGCAGGUCAAUACGCCCGAGCCGGACGGCGAUUCGUCGGCGAAGAUGUCGCGCAAAAGUACUUCAUUAAAAUGCUCGAAAACGCGGGAGCCGGCGCCCUGUAUGGGAAGGAGCUCUGCCCCCUGGGGCACCCGCUGGGGGCCCCGACGCGGCCGCGCCUUUUAUUGUGCGCGCCGCCCAUCCGGGCAGCCGUCGCGC
This is a messenger RNA of Amoebophrya sp. A120, 395 nucleotides long. The record is from the annotation of a GenBank genome assembly. NCBI's taxonomy places the organism in Eukaryota, Dinophyceae, Syndiniales, Amoebophryaceae.